CGCCCGUAUUAAAAGGAAUGUAUGCGUGCGCACGUUCGUUCUUGCAGGAGGCCUAGAAUUGCUGCCAGAGAAGUCAGCAUGGGAUCUUUGGUUUAUUUUGUUUGCAUGAUAUUUCUGUUUACAUUUGUUGAUAGUCGAAGGGAAUACACUAAAGAAGAAUUCUGUCCAGUUUCUGUGAAACACGGUGACUGGACGCUUGACUACAAGGAUGGAUAUCGCUGCAUCCUAAGCUGUGAUAACGGGUUCGAGCCAUCUGAUUGCCAUGUUAUCAGGAGAGAUAAACAUGAUCAAUGGGAAAGGACUGUGCCAACAUGCGUUGAAUCCUCGAUGAUAUCUGGUAAAACUGUUGCAGCAGUUGGUGUAGGAGCAGCGGCUGUAGUAGGAGCACCUUAUGCCUUGGCAGCUGCCGGGUUCGGUGCUGCAGGCGUAGCAGCCGGAUCUCUGGCAGCUUGGCUUCAGGGUUCUGCUACAGCAGCAGGUAGUUGGUUCGCUUUGGGUCAGAGUGCCGGGGCUGCAGGAAUAGCUGCGACCACACAAGCCGGCAUCUUUGGUUCCGUUACAACAGUCACUCGGGCGGCAACGAGUUACUUCACAGGAUGCGAGGCGGAAUAAAUACAAUGACGUUUACUUAUUUUUUCAUUUUCAAUUCAUAUCUGUUUUCCCUUUCGACAAUUUUUGUGUUAUAAAUAAUCUUUAUUCUCAUAUGUCGACCUUUUUUAUUCAAAUGGUAUCAUAUCGUCCGAGGAGUGAGAUCGAAAUGGGUUUACCUUUUAUUAAAUAAGGUAUUGACGGCUACAUAGGUUUAAAUCUUCUCAUAUUGAGCAGAGAGAGCGAAAUAGGGUAAAUGUUAUUAUAUCCAGGAGUGCAAGCGAAAAGGUAUAGAUGUUAUUAUAUCAAUGAGUGAGACAGAAAUAUGUGUAAUAUUAAUAUAUCGAGGAGAAAGAAAGCGAAAUAUGCCUAAAUAUUAUUAUAUCCAGGAGUGAGAGCGAAAUAGGUCUAUAUGUUGUUAUAUCCGGGAGUGACAGCAAAAUAGGUCUAAAUAUUAUUCUAACACGACCAGCAAAUAACCUAUAUACACAUAGGAGAAAAUCAAUCAACGGUUGUUUUUAGAUAAAAAACAAGGAAGAAUAUCCAACAGGGAAAGUCACGUUCAAAAAACGCUGCCUCCCCAAAGACACACACGAAAAACUCAUGCACACCAUACACAAAAAUGAACACAAAAGGACAAAACAAACAAAUACAGGAACACAGUGACCCAUGCGCGUGCAAAGUAGUGACGUCAUCCUCUAUGUGUAGAAUGAUCUAGGUGCGUAGCACGAAAUGUAGUUCAUGUCAUUAAAAGUAGUUACCAUUUUUUCUAACAUGUUGAUACUAAUAUGUCGUGUUAGAAUCGAAAUAACAAGACGUCGCCUUAUUUCCACAAUGCGCCAAGUGCCAUUUUUGCAAUUUUGGGAAAUGCAAAUCGAAAGUUUAGGUAUCAAUAACUUUGCAACUAUUUGGUCAAAAAAAUUGAAAAUUUCAGACCUUGUUUAGUUUGUAUUCUUUAGACUUAUGUAAAAAUUUCAAAAGAAAUAAUAAAAUAGAAUUUUAAGAAAUUAAAAAAAUGUUUUUAAAAAAUCACAUGAAAAUGAAUAUUAUAGUAUUGAAAGUUAAUUCCAAACUGCAACUUCGAGUUAGGCCGUUGUGGAAUGAAAAGAACUUUCAAAAAUAGGUAAAAUUGCCUUGCAAACUGUCUUUUUCGUUGUUUAACACUGACUAAAAAGGAUAAAAACAUUAUUGCAAUGAAUAUUCACACAGAGUCAUAUUAAAGUCUUAAUAAUAACUGAAAAAGCCCUAUUCAGUAACUUUCAAGCAUUGCUUCUUACAAAGAACUAUUGAACAACUUUCUAUAAUGCAAUACUCCGAAAUGAUCUCCUUAUAAAAAUUCAACAACCGAUACUGAAGCAUUACUAUUGAAUGACUCUCAAUAUUCAAUGAAACCACUGUUACCUGCGAAACUAACAUUCAUGAAAUAACUUCCAUCUCACCAAAAAGACGCAGUAUACCAGUCUAUAGACUUUAGGCCUAUAGAUUUCACCAUUAGCAGAACCAGCUUUUAAAAACGUAAUUAUGUAUCUUUUGAUCAAUUUUAAAAUAAAACAUGGAAAGUAUGAAACUUUAUAGAUAGUGCAGAUAUUUAAAAUGACUCAUUAACACAAAUUCGCAAUAGCAGUAUGAAUACUGAAUCAUUUCAAAGUACGAUACCUUAAAUUUAUAGAAAUUUUAAGGUAUACUUUACCCAAAUUUCAUACAAAUACUGCAUACUAUUUAUGUAAAAAUAAAAUCAACAAGUUUAUGUGUAUGAACAGUACUAUCCAUUAGGAUAAAAAUAGUACACCCUCUGUACAUGUAAAGCUGAACACAAUAUAAAUGUGCAUGUCCACUAAAAACACAGAAUGCGUUUUUAAACAGUCAGCCUUAGCUACUCCAGGACAAUUUGAUUGCAACUGUUGCCAGUGUCGUAAAUGUUUUAGAUAUAUUUAAGAAACACAAGACUGUAUGCUUCUUGAAACAGUAAAGUAUUUUAAAUGUUACUAUGGACACUAUCAAUUUUUUUUUGUAUAAAAAAUGGCCUGGACAACAAAACUUCUAUAAUAUCUCAUCAUUAUCGUUAUCAAUUAUGAAUCUUUUCAGUGCAAAUGUAAUUAUGUAAUUCCUAUUUUGGGACCAAAGUGAGUUCGACAUGAUGGUUGAAUGCUCCAGGACCUGUUAACUAAAUGUAAUACUAAUACUAAAACACUGGCUAUCUCAUUGCUUCUUCGGCCAGCCGUCGGCAUGAUAUGCAGUUUUAUCAAUAGAAAAAUAUGCCUGUCAGAUUGCACAUGUUCAAUUUUCUUUUGCUGAAAAAGUCUUAAAAAUUUGCCCGUAGUAACAGAAAGGACAUUAUCUAGAUAAAACAUAUAACCAAACUGUUUGUAUUAUUUCUACAAGCCUCUUGCUCACCCUUUGUAUCGAUUUUGUCCUGUAAGUAUUGUUCAUAUCUAUGUCUAAUGCUUUCAUCUAUAUGCUCAAAGUCAUCAGCCAUCGAUCUUGACAAGACUUAGUGUCACAUUUGUCUUUCAUAGGUAUAUUGAAUUAUAGAUAGAUAGAUAGAUAGAUUUAUUCAGGUAUAAGAUCAUAUAUACAAUCUAAAAUUACAAAUAUCGCAUUAAGUAAGACAAGUUUUGUAAGAUAUUUAAAACUAAGCGAACAAAUUCUAAAACUAACAUGUGACUUACAUUCACAUAAUAUUGCUUAAACAUAGAUAAAAAAUACAAAUAGAUAGUUUGAUAAAAGUUAUAAAAAGACAAUGAUUUAAUACUAAUAAAAAUCAUAAAAAAGUUAUUUCAAGUUUAGCCGUGCUUCCUAAAUUAUUCUCCGCUGAUCUUAUACCAAGGAUAACCCAUGAAAGUAGCUUGAAGAGCACUUAUUUCCAAUGGGGUCCUCGACUCAUUACGGCACCGAUUUAGUUAUAUGUUAAGUAAAAAGAAAAAAAUCAUCAGUGAAAGACUAAUACGCGAAAGAAGAAUAAAAUAAAAAGGAAGUACUAAAGAGAAUUAUUUUAGUGAAUACCUCAGUAAUAACAACUAAAGUUUAAAUAACAAUUGGAUUUAAAAACUAAAUAUUAAUAUCUUAUAACUUGGCUUUCCUCAAGUAAUUUCCCUUCUCGAGGGUAAACGAUUUGUACGAGGGUACGCCUGCUGAACACCAUAUAUGGAUGGCUAUGAUACAAAACAGAAAGACCCUCUAUUUUAUAUGUUUUGGAAUGUUCUUUUUCAGCAGAUUUAAUCCAUUCUAUUGGCACUGAACAACAUAUGUCAUACAUCUCAGCCACUGACAAACAUUCUAGGUAUUCCCUUUGGUAAAUAUAGUGGUUCGGUAUGAAUUCUGAAAUUCUUUGGUCAUUAACCCCACAAAAGUUAUUGAUCAAAAGUGAGAACUGACCGUUUAUUGGACACUAUUGUUUCUCUAUUAUACACUAUAUAUACCACUAAUAAAAACAGUAAAACACUAGUCUUACACUGAAAGUACAAUCAAGUAUCCGAAACUAAAACCAUCCGAAAAUGUAAUACACAUUAACAUUGAGUUUGCAUCAAAGGUUGCGCUCUUUUGGCAAAAAUUAUAUACACCACUAAUUUAAGAAAUUGUAAAAAGCAAUAAAUAGCAAGUAAAUAUUCUCUGUUUGCAAUAAAUAAUCUGCAAUAUCUGUUACAAAGUAUAAUCUGCAAUAUCUGUUACAAAGUAUGUACCUUUUUAGUUGAAACUUCGCCAUGUUCCUCAUAUUGUUGUCACGUGAUGUGAUAUGACAAUAUCAUUGGCGUUUCAAUAUGUGGCAUUGUGGAAAUAACCUAUAGUGUUUUCAACGACUAAGGGCUUUGUGGAAAUGCGAUUUACUCUAGUUUUAUACGUUCCACAAGGAAACAAUCAGGAUAUUAUGAUAGAGCUCGGCGAGACGAAAAAAAUGAUACCAAACACUCCAAAUUGACCAAAAUUGACAUAUGGCAUUGUGGAAAUCAAGCGACGAAGUUCCAAAGUCAAGUUCUACUGUAACGAUGUUGCGUUCCGCUUUCGCUUAAGCAGACCUUUUAGAUUGAUUGUUUUCUUAUAUAUAAUACUGUAGAAAGUUGUUAUUUGGUCUUUUGACUGGCAAGAUUGACAGUGUUCUCAUAAUACCACGAUCAUAUAGGUCUUUAAUAGUUUUGUUUUUGUAUUGAGUAAUCAAUAAUGAAUAUAAUAUAUCCAUUUGUAGUUAUUUCACUAAAAGUUAAGUUAAUAGUUAAGUUAAAUGACUCGGUAAAAUAUAACAGCAGAUAAUAAAUUUUAUUUUGUAUGUAUAUACAUGUAUUAUGCUUGUUUACACUCAUCUUUCACGCAUGCUUGUAUUUGUAUGUAUGACGAUGAACUUCAAGUCUGUUGUAAAUAAAUUUAUGUUCUGUUC
Molecule: messenger RNA, 4957 nt
Organism: Mercenaria mercenaria
Lineage: Eukaryota; Metazoa; Mollusca; Bivalvia; Venerida; Veneridae
Product: interferon alpha-inducible protein 27-like protein 2B
Exons: 4
Coding region: 22-612 (196 amino acids)
Biological process (GO): apoptotic signaling pathway
Cellular component (GO): membrane; mitochondrion
Source: RefSeq, a predicted model, not a curated record